AUGUUCGAAGCAUAUACACCCACGGAGAUAGCUACCAGAUUGGAGAAGUCAAUUGAUGUAGCAUCAUUGGCUGCUCAUGGUCACGCUGCUAAAGUUUAUGUUGGAAGUAAGGCUGGUUAUUUGUUGGCAUUAAAUGGAAUCCGUGGUGGCAAGCGUGGAUAUGAUCUUUUGAUGUGCCGAUCAUUCGAAAAGAAAGCAGUAAAUGAAUUGUGUUGUAUUGAAAGGCAUGAUAUACUGCUGUGUUUAAGUGAUUCGCAACUUUCUGCACAUGACCUUUCUGAUCCAUUUGCUCUGAAAGCACUUAUUUCCGAUGUUCGACCCAUAUCAGCUUUCUGUGCCACUAUAUCAGAGGUGGAUGGAAUAUUGUAUGUAGCUGUAAGUUCAAGGAAGAAAAUAUUUCUUUACAAGUGGCUUGUUGAUGAAUUUACUAAAAUGGAUUUUGAAAUGUCGUUGGCUUUUUUUCCUGAUUUUGUGAACUAUAUGAUUUGGAGUGGUCCCAUUAUAUCAGUGGCUGUACAAAACGAAUAUUAUUAUAUGACCGUCUUUCCGAUCAGGGAAGAUGCAGUAAAUGUGAAGAAAUUAUUUGAUGUCGGUUCGAAAACAGAAAAUCCAGUGAUUGUUGGGUUGCCUGAUUAUAAGCAGAUUGCAUAUUGUCGUAAUAAUUUCUUGUUCUUUCAAGAAUAUUAUGGAACUGUAAAUCCGAUAUCAGAAGUGAAAUUCUCAGAAGCUCCUCUUAAUAUUGUGUAUGACGCUCCAUAUUUGUUGGCACUCUUAGGAAAAGGGAAAGUUGAGAUACGAUCAGUGAGGCCAGCGACACACAUACAAACCAUACAACUUAAUAAAGCAAUGUAUAUAUCAACUGGUUUGAGGGGAACGGUUUAUGUAGGAAGUAGCAGUGAUGUGUGGCUUUUAGAUUCUCGAACACAAAUGAAAAGUAAUGUGGAACGGUUAGUUAGCGAGAAGCAGUUCGAAUUGGCUAUUCAGCUAGCGGAUAAAUGUGAUGAAAUAGGUGAUAAGGGCGUUAUGGAAAUCAAACGCAAAGCAGCUUUCAAUUUAUUUUGUCAACGAAGAUUCGACGAAUGGUUGGAAAUUCAUGCCCAAAUCAAAACCGAUGUGAUGACUGUGAUAGCUCAUUUUCCACGACUGUUGGAUUCCAGUUAUCAAGAAUCACUGAAAUCUUUACUUGACGGGCAGCCACCUGAUUUUCCUGAAAAUGAAUUUCGAAAUGGGUUGCAGUCAUUGGCUCCAUAUCUUGCUUCUGUACGUAUGGAACAUGCGAAAGCAGUUAUUGAGCUCAAAAAACUUUACCAGCUGCAUAUGCGGGAUAUUGAUACCGUGGAACGGUUGAAAAAUCACGAAAAUGUUCUGCAAGUAGUCGACACCACAUUACUGAAGUGUUACCUCCAGACCAAUGAAAGCUUAGUGGCCUUGUUGUUACGUCUUCCAGACAAUAUGUGCAUUGUGGCCGAUUCAGAAAAAGUGUUACUAGAACACGAAAAAUAUAAUGAACUGUAUAUACUAUACGAAAGAAAAGGUUUGCAUCGUAAAGCAUUAACUCUGCUGAUGGAACAAGCUCAUAUUGAGGGAAGCCCAUUGCGAGGCUAUAGUAUGACCAUUGAGUAUCUGCAGAAACUGGGAAGCAAACAUUUGGACCUAAUAAUCGAGUUUGCAGCCUGGGUGCUCCAGGAGAACUUCAGUGCUGGUCUUUCGAUUUUCACUUACGAUAGUGCGGAAAUUCGUUCGUUGGAUCGAGGACGAGUUUUAACUUUUUUAACGCAUGAAUGUACUGCUGCAGUAAUUCCAUAUUUAGAACAUAUAAUUUAUGAAUGGAACGAAGAUUUGCCUAAAUUUCACGAAUCGUUAGGCCAACAUUACAUUUCCAAGGUGAAGCAGUUACAACGGGACUAUAUCAAUAUUCUUGGAGAAGGUAGUGACUCGAUCAUUAUGAAUGCUGAAAUUUUGGACUUGAAAAUUGAUUCUAAAAUAAAUGAGCAUAUCGCACCAGCUGGAGAAGAAGAGGGCGAACUUGGUGAAUAUAGAUGCAAACUUCAGCAUUUUUUGAAAACAUCUACUGCUUAUAGUCCAGAAAAGCUGCUGGUUCAAUUGCGCCAUAAUUCUCUCUAUGAAGAAAGAGCACUAUUAUUGGGGCGAUUGAAAAAGCAUCAGCAAGCAUUAGCUAUUUAUACGCAGAUUUUGAAGAAUUACAAAGCAGCUGAGAAAUACUGCACAGAUUGUUAUGAACCAGAGGAUCCACAACAUUCCAAGGUAUUUCUAAUUUUGCUUCAAAUGUACACAAAUCCACCGGAUACAUCUAUUGUUGGAUUAAUGCAGAGUGACCAUUGCCAGGCUAUACCGAAUCCAAGUGAAGCAGUUCGGAUCCUGAAAGAGCACAGUGAUAUGUUUGAUGCAGUAGAAGCGGUGACUUCGUUACCUCUCGACUACACGCUAAAAUGUGUCUGGCCUGGACUCGUUACUAUUCUGCAAACGGCGCAUGACAAGAAACAUACUACUAUGAUUCAUAAAUCUGUGUGUGAUGCAGCGUUGAAACGAGCACUGCGGCAGAAAGCCGUAUCACAUUCUACGAAAUUUGUUGUAGACUAUGAAAUUGAAUGUGCUGCAUGUGGAAAAAAAAUUGCUAACAGCACGGGUUAA
Messenger RNA from Acanthocheilonema viteae, 2652 nucleotides. Lineage: Eukaryota; Metazoa; Nematoda; Chromadorea; Rhabditida; Onchocercidae. The record is from the annotation of a GenBank genome assembly.